AUGUAUGUAAAUACUAAAUAAGGAGUGAAAAGAUUUUUGGAAAGAAUAAAGAGAUCUAAAGAAAAAUAAAAAGAAUAGUAAAAAAUAGAAAAUAUUCCAUUUUUUCUCUUGUUAUCCUUCAUUUUAAUUAUUUAUGCUGGAUUAUAGUUUUUAAUAUAUUAACCAAAUUAGGACGUCUAUUAGUAAUUUUUGAGCAACUUAAAUGAAGAUAUUAUUGUUGAUUUUUAUAUUUAAUGGAAUGAAUAGACUUGCUUAAAAAAAGAUUAUUAACCUCUAUUUUAAUACAAUUAUAGUAGAGUUAUUAAAGGUUGUGAUUGCAGUUAAAGGAGAAAUAAAACUGGAAAUGAAGAAACUAAGAUAGAAAUCAUUAUUGGGAAAGGAUGCACUUAAAAAUAUCUGAAUUAAGGAUGUUUUACUUUUAAUCAAGAAUUAUAUUAAAAUAUAAGUUAUUUGAAUAACAAUGAAUUUGGAUCUUGUAUAUUUAUUAAUUUAUAUUUAGAAUUCCUUAUAUGUGUAAAAAGAUAAAAAGAUAUUUCUCUUAAAUACAAUCACACUUAUUGUUAAUAAUAAGAAAAGACUAUUUGCAAAGCAUAAGAUCUUAUAUAUUGCUUACCAAAAAACAUUAGUUGUCCUAUUUCUGAAUUUGGAAUAAAAGCAAUUGAAGAAAUAAAUCCAAAUUUUACAAAUUCAUUAACAUAUCUUGGAAAUAAUAAGUAUUUUUAUUUUGGAUAUAAUGACAAUAAUAUGCCCAUUUCUCAAGUAUAAUUAACAAAAGGAGAGAAUAUUUGUAAAUUAAAUAAAUAGUAAGCUUUUUCUGAACAAUAAUUAUAUACAGAAAAUUAGAAAUAGGCUUGUGAGGAAAAUGACCAUCUAUUUUCUUAAAUAUAUGCAAUAUUGGAAGAAUAGCUAUUUCUAUCAAAUAAUUUAUUUUACUAUAAAGAUGGUUUAAGCUAUUUUUAUAUUGAUAGAAUUCACAAUUGGACUUUACAAGCAAAACCCUAUAUUUUAAUAUCUCCUUUAUGUUAAUAAAAUGAAUACUAUUAAAAAAUGUUAACAAACGAAUAUUAAACCGAAAUUAACCAAUAAAGAAUUCUUUAACUAACAUUCAUUUUCGUAAUAUUUUUAUUUCGAAUAUUAUAAAUAUUCAUAAACUAUUACUUUUAUAAACAUUUUCAAGAAGAAAGAAAAACUAAUAAUCAUUUUAUAUAAUUUAUAAAAAAAAUUUAAUAAAAGAAAAACCAAUACUAGAAUUUAGGUUGUUGUAAUAUCUAUACAAUAAUAUCAGUAAUAAUAUUAUUUUGCUAUCUCUUUUUAAUUGUAUUAAUUAAAUUGAAUAUUGAUUCCAUUUUUGAAGAAAUAGAAUAACUCUUAAGUAUUCCUUGCAUAGUAAGAGAUGAUGCAAAUAAUUACUUAAAAUAUUCAAUAUAAGAUCAUCCAGUUUAAUUAUUUUUAAGUCUCCUCUAUUAUACUUUUAUAAUUUUAUAAAUUAUUACCGUACUAAUUUACAUUUUAGAAUAAAUUGGACUUAAAAAAGAUCGUUUAUAUAAAUAAAAUAAUAAAUAGCUUAUUGAGGAAUGA
Paramecium pentaurelia is the source of this 1578-nucleotide messenger RNA. The record is from the annotation of a GenBank genome assembly. Lineage: Eukaryota; Ciliophora; Oligohymenophorea; Peniculida; Parameciidae.